GAAGAUUGGACCCAAUGUGACACUGACUAACAGGUCAGAUGUCCGCUUCCAAUGAAUUGAUCUUUACUGACUUAUAACCAGCAGGAGUGAUCAGGUUACAAGGGUUGCCAUGACACCAGGAGAAUGCUAACCAAACACCAAGUGAAUACAAACAUCUAACAGACAAGCAACAGACUGAGCCAGGGUGAGAGGAGCAGUGAUCACCUACCAUACCAGGCAGGAGCCAUCAGAAAGGUCUAUUACAUAUGGAUGAAGGCAACAAAACUGAUAUGGAGGGGGAAGAACAUCCUCCUCCCACUAUAGAAGAGGAAACCGAGGUUGACUCUCCCAACGCUGCAUCAAAGGGAGAAGCAGAACAGCUAAACCCACCUUUGGUAUCCAUUAACAGCAAAGAAGAGGGAAAAGGUCAGAGACGAAGGGGUGCAGUAAAAAGACCUAGCAUAGCGCCGGGAUCGGCUAAUACCGUAUCGUCUCCGACUACAUUAAUCCCACCCACAGGGAAAAAGAAUAAUGUGCUUUCUAAUGAAGCCAGAAAAGAAAUGGCAAAACUUGCUAAAGUUACAAAGGAUGAACGGAGAGCUCAGCUGGAUGCGAGGCACAAGUAUUUGGUCUCUAAAUUGGCUGAUGGUCUGGGAAUUGGGGAAAAUGAAGUGGAGGACUUUCUGAUUUCCGAUGAUAAGUUCAGUUUAUUAGCUGAUUUCUUUGCUGCAAAUGGAUCUAAAAAGCUCAUCUUCUUUUAUCAAGAAGUUGCUCAGCCAACCAAGGCAAAUAUUCCUGUGUGGGCAGAUCCAGCAAAUCUAAAUUCCUCAUAUCCCCAUGUCCAGAAGAAACUUUUUAUUACAAUGGACUCCAGUGAGGGACUGACAGGGACCUGCCUUUUCUUUUUGCGCACAACAGAUAAAGCAAUUUCAACAGCCAACGUUGUCCAGGAGGUCAACUUCAGCAUGUUUGAAUGUACAAAUGGGAACAUUCUCCAAGGACUUGAGAUUUUACUGGCUCAGGUUUUGGUGCCAGCUCUUAAAUGUCAAGAGAACUGGGGAGCUGUCAAAGAUGGUCUACAAAAUUCACAAAUACAGGAGUUCUUGGACUCGUUGGACAAGUUUGUUACCACGUUGUCAUCUGCAAAAAGCAAUCUGGAUGGAAAAAUUGAGCUAAAGAAAGUAGACAAUGACAAUUUCCUUGAUAGCUUGCAAAAUCCUUCAGACUUCAUAGCAGCAGGAGGUAACAGUGAAGUGAUUGAGAAGCUGGAGGGGAUGCUGGCUGUGUGGAUGAAGCAGAUUGAACAGGUUCUUGCAGAAAGUGAGCAAAUGAGGAAAGAAGCAGAUGACAUCGGCCCUUCUGCUGAGCUUGAACACUGGAAGUCACGCAUGUCAUCAUUUAACAGUCUUUUAGAUGAAAUUAAAAGCCCAAGAGUGAAAAAAGUUCUAAGUAUCCUUCAAGCAGCAAAAUCCAGGAUGUUAAAACAAUGGAAGGAACUGGACUGUAAUGUUACAAAUGCAGCCAAUGAAGCAAAAGACAAUGUCAAAUAUUUGUACACUCUGGACAGGUUCUUUGGUCCUCUUGGGAAAGCCUCACCAGCUACAAUGGUAGAACAUAUACCAAGCCUGAUGAAUAACAUUCGUAUGAUCUAUAGUACUUCACAGUAUUACAAUACUUCAGAGCAUAUGACCUCCCUUUUUCUUAAAGUCACCAAUCAAAUUGUCAGCACAUGCAAGAGUUACCUUAACCAAGGAGUUGUGAAAAUCUGGGAUCUUGGAAGGGAGGAACUUUUGAAGAGAAUUCAAGAAUGCGUGUACCUGAAUAAGCAGUAUCAAGCUUCUUUUCAUAAGGUGAAAGAGAAACUUAAAGAAACCCCAAAUGAAAGGCAGUUUGAGUUCAGUGAAAAUUAUAUAUUUGGGAAACUAGACACUUUUUGUAAGCGGCUUCAGAAGAUAUCAGACAUGAGCAAUGUUUUGGAAAGUCUGGGGGAUCUUCAGAAUAUUAGAAUUGAAGGAAUUGAAAAGAUCAAUAUUCGUUACCAAACAAUUGUUACCAACACUAAAUCAAAGACGUAUGAUGUACUGGAUCACCGAAAACAAGAAUUCGAUAAAGACUAUGUUGAAUUCAAGAAUCAAAUAGAAGGUCUUUACCAAUCACUUCAAGCAUUUGUGGAUUCUUGGUUUGAAAAACCUUUGACUACUGAGCAGAUGGUAAAUCUGCUGCUUAAGUUUGAGCGAAUUGGAAAGAACCAUCUUGACUUUGGGGAAAAGUAUAUGGUAGUACUGCAGAGAUACAGUCGAGACUUGGAUAUGGUGCGAAAACUUUACCAGAAGCAUAAAGACAGCCCUCCAACACUUCGAAAUGUACCCCCGAUAACAGGGAAAAUUAUGUGGGCUCGGCAACUGUACAGAAAAAUUGACCAACCGAUGAGGUUUCUUAAAACAAAAAUGGAGCUUUUGCAGGGACAAGAAAUGAAAAAGAUCAUCAGAAGCUACAACAAAAUGGCUUCCGUCCUUGUUGAGUUUGAGCUAUUGUACUACAGAGGAUGGUGUAAAUGUGCAGAACUGGCCAAAACUGGUCUGCAUGCAUCCUUGCUGGUCAGGCACCCAGAAACAAAGGAGUUAUUCGUUAAUUUGGAUCCAUCAAUCCUAGAAGUGCUUUAUGAAACAAAGUACUUGCAUAAAAUGGGUUUUGAUGUGCCAGAUGUCAUACACAGCAUUGCCACUAGAGAGCAGCAAAUUAAAGUCCAACAAAUUAAGUUACAAGACAUGCUAAUGGACUAUCAGGCAUUUACUAAUAAAAUCCCUGCUCUGCUGAAGCCUCUCAUGUCACCUUUCAUCACCCAAAUUGAGGAGGUGCUGUCUCCAGGCCUCACACAGCUUUCCUGGACCUCCCUUAACAUUGAUAAAUACGUUGCAAAUGUUUACACUUCACUGAGAGACAUAGAGCAGAUAUGUAAGGACGCCUCAGAUAUAUUGGAGUGCCGAAUUGAAAAAUUACUAUUGGACAUAUCAGAAACAGCACUGGUGGAUUUGCCCGAAGAUGAUGCAAUUACUGUACCGGGUUUUCUAGAUAGGACAGAAAAAGUUAUUGCUGCAGCGGCAGAGACAUUGGCUAUGCAAAGCAAGCAAGUCGAGCUAUGUUUGUAUGAAAUGAUUGAUGCCCUAAAGAAUAGGCUAAAACCUUCGGACAGGAACAGUCUACAGGACUCAUUUGUUUGUUUGCAUAUUGACGCUAAACAAAAAACUCGCUGUCAGGAAUGUCUUCCUUGUAGUUACUAUAAUGUUAUGGGCAAUUUAUGUCAGAAAAAUACAGACUCCUUUGUGAAAUGCACAAAAGUUUCAUUAGACACUUUAAAACGUCGAUUGCACACAGUGAGUUCCAAAUAUCAGACAACAAAACUCGCAAAAGAUCAUACCUCAAACCCACUUUUCAAAGCUGAGAUCCAUCUUGCCAUUCCAAAUGUUGUCAUGCGACCAAGUCUGGAAGACAUACAGAGUGCAGUGAACAAAGCUAUAAAUAUUAUAUUGUCAGCAGCCAAGGACAUUCCUCUUUGGAAUUUUGCACAUCUACAUCACAAACAACAACAGCUAGAGCAAAAUGCUGCCAGAGAUCUGGGAGAUGAACUUACUAAGAUGGUUGUGCUGAAACCCUUGGAUAAGCAAAUCAGUGAACAUAAAGAUGUGAGCAAAGUUGUUAUCCAGCUCAGCUCCAUUGUCUUGUCUCUUAAAGCUGAUGCUACAGAUGUACUUAACAGCUUUACUACAUUUUCUGGAAUCUGGAAUCAGGAUGUUGAUGAAAAAGUUAAAGAGUUCCUUGACACUAAUCCUGUAAUGUCUGAAUUCCGAAGUCAACUCAGUUAUUACUCACAAUUGGAAUCCCAAAUUAGUGAACUUCCAGGGCACUGCAUUGUAGGAUCUGUUGACUUCUCAACCGAUUGUCUGAAAAUGGCUUUGGUACAGGAAUGUCGUCGUUGGAAGAGAGCCAUUGGUUCUGCUUUGAAUAAAAAAGCAGCUAUGGAUAUGGAUGAGAUUUAUUCCUUUAUUGAUAAUCUCAGUAAGCGACUCAAUAGACCUAUUAAUGAUCUUGAUGAUGUACGUGGAUCUAUGGAUGCAUUAAAAGAAAUAAGAGAGUCAGAAAUUAAGAUUGACAUGAUGAUUGGACCCAUCGAGGAAUCCCAUAGUCUCCUGGUAAAAUAUGAGCUACUGUUUCAAGAUGGCAAUGCAGAGCGUGUAGAUGGAUUAGCUUAUGCCUGGAAGAAUUUAAACACACAGGUUGUGCAAACCCAGAAUUUACUCAUCAAAGUGCAACCAGAGAUGAAGACAGAUUUGCUUGAUGGUGUGAAAAAGUUUCAGAUUGAUGCCAGUGAGUUUUAUAAAGACUAUGACGUAACGGGACCUGGUAUAGAAGGUAUUCCUCCCAGAGAAGCAAGCGACAGAUUGCAAAUUUUCCAGGCCAAGUUUGAUGAACUUUGGAGGAAAUAUAUUACUUUUUCUGGAGGAGAAGAACUCUUUGGCCUGUCAAUAACAGAAUACUCUGAACUACAAAGGAUUAAACGGGAACUCUCAUUACUUCAGAAACUCUACGGCCUUUAUAAUGCUGUUAUAGAUAGCAUUAAUGGGUAUUAUGAAAUCCUCUGGACUGAUCUGGAUAUUGAGAAAAUCAAUAAUGAGCUGCUGGACUUCCAAAACAGAAUUCGCAAGCUGCCCAAAGCACUAAAGGAGUGGCAAGCAUUCAAUGACUUGAAGAUGAAGAUUGACGAUUUCAGUGAGAGUUGUCCUCUGCUUGAAAUGAUGUCAAAUAAAGCAAUGAUGAAGCGACACUGGGAUAGAAUUUCACAACUUACUGGUCACGGUUUUGAUGUGGAGUCUGAAAGUUUUUCCUUGAGGAACAUAAUGGAAGCCUCACUUCUGAAAUAUAAAGAAGACAUUGAGGACAUAUGCAUCAGUGCUGUCAAAGAAAAAGACAUUGAAGCAAAACUGAAAAAUGUCAUUAAUGAAUGGAGUGCCCAUAUAUUCACUUUUGCCCAGUUCAAGACAAGAGGUGAACUGCUAUUGAAAGGGUCAGAUACCUCUGAGAAAAUCGCUCUGAUGGAAGACAGUCUCAUGAUAUUGGGGUCCAUUAUGAGUAAUAGGUAUAAUGCACCAUUUAAGCCAACCAUACAACAAUGGGUGCAUAAGUUAUCCAACACAACAGAGAUCAUAGAGAGCUGGCUUAAUGUGCAGAACCUCUGGAUUUACCUGGAAGCUGUGUUUGUUGGUGGUGACAUUGCAAAGCAACUACCUCAGGAGGCAAAGCGGUUCCAGAACAUUGAUAAAUCCUGGCAGAAGAUUAUGCAGAGGGCUCAUGAGACCACCAAUAUAGUUCAGUGCUGUGUUGGCGAUGAAACAUUGGCACAGUUGUUGCCACAUUUACUGGAACAGCUGGAGAUGUGUCAAAAAUCCCUCACUGGAUACCUGGAAAAGAAGCGUUUGGUAUUUCCUCGGUUUUUCUUUGUUUCAGAUCCAGCUCUUCUGGAAAUCCUUGGACAAGCAUCAGAUUCACACACUAUUCAGGCUCAUCUCCUCAGUUUAUUUGACAAUGUUAACAGAGUUGGCUUUCACGAGAAGAACUAUGAUCAAAUUUUGUAUUUUGAAUCUCAAGAAGGGGAAAAAGUGAACCUAGGGGAGCCUGUCAAUGCUCAGGGAAAUGUGGAGACAUGGUUGGGUCUUCUGCUUAAUGGUGUUAAGAAGACUUUACACAGCAUAAUCAGACAAGCAUCCAUUGCAAUUAGUGAUUCAGGUUUCAAGCUGUAUGACUUCCAGUCCAUGUACCCUGCUCAAAUUGGCCUGCUGGGAAUUCAGAUGAUCUGGACAAGAGAUGCAGAAGAAGCCUUAAAUAUGUCAAAAACAGACAAAAAGGUCAUGCAGACAACCAAUCAGAAGUUUCUUGAUCUGUUGAAUGAUCUGAUUGAUAUGACAACAAAGGAGCUGACCAAAAUGGACAGAACUAAAUAUGAGACUCUAAUUACCAUCCAUGUUCACCAGAAGGAUAUCUUUGAUGAUCUGGUUCGAAUGAACAUCAGAUCAGCUUCAGAUUUUGAAUGGGAAAAGCAGUCCAGAUUUUAUUUCAUUGAAGAUAUAGAUAAAUGUAUCAUCCAGAUUACGGAUGUGGAAUUCAGCUACUGCAAUGAGUAUUUGGGCUGUACUGACAGGCUGGUCAUUACCCCUCUGACUGACAGGUGUUACAUUACCCUGUCUCAGGCUCUAGGCAUGAGCAUGGGUGGAGCACCAGCGGGCCCUGCUGGGACUGGAAAGACUGAAACAACUAAGGACAUGGGCAAGUGUCUUGGAAAAUAUGUUGUGGUUUUCAACUGCUCUGAUCAGAUGGACUACAGAGGACUGGGUCGUAUAUACAAAGGUUUGGCACAGUCUGGUGCAUGGGGCUGUUUUGACGAAUUUAACCGUAUUGAGUUGCCUGUCCUUUCUGUGGCUGCACAGCAGAUUUACAUAGUCUUACAGUGCAAGAGGAAUAAGAAGAACCAAUUCAUAUUCACAGAUGGUGAUGUGGUUGAUAUGGACACAGAAUUUGGUAUAUUUUUAACCAUGAAUCCAGGCUAUGCAGGACGUCAAGAACUUCCUGAGAAUUUGAAAGUUCAGUUCCGCACAGUGGCUAUGAUGGUACCAGAUCGAGCUAUCAUUAUGAGGGUAAAGCUAGCCAGUGCUGGUUUCCGAGACAACCUAAUCCUGAGUCGUAAAUUUUACACCCUGUACAAGCUGUGUGAGGAACAGUUAUCAAAACAGGUGCAUUAUGACUUUGGAUUGAGGAAUAUCCUCUCUGUCCUUAGAACUUUGGGAGCAGUGAAAAGAUCCAAUCCUGAAGAGCCAGAGAAGACAGUAGUAAUGAGAGUUCUACGUGACAUGAACCUGUCAAAGCUUGUGGAUGAAGACGAGCCAUUGUUUAUGAGUCUGAUAAAUGAUUUGUUCCCUGGAAUAACGCUGGAUAAAGCUGGUUAUCCUGAUCUGGAAGCAGCCAUACAAAAACAGACAGAAGAAGCUGGUCUUAUCCAUCAUCCUCCUUGGAUUCUGAAACUUAUCCAGCUGUAUGAGACACAGCUAGUGAGACAUGGAAUGAUGACACUUGGACCUAGUGGUGCCGGCAAAACCAAAUGUAUCAAUGUCCUCAUGAAAGCAAUGACAGAUUGUGGAGCUCCUCACAAAGAGAUGAGAAUGAACCCUAAAGCCAUUACUGCCUCCCAAAUGUUUGGCACCCUUGAUGUGGCCACAAAUGACUGGACUGAUGGCAUAUUUUCAACUUUGUGGAGAAAAACCUUGAAAGCAAAAAAGGGAGAGCACAUAUGGAUAGUUUUAGAUGGACCUGUUGAUGCAAUAUGGAUCGAAAAUUUGAAUUCUGUUUUGGAUGACAAUAAAACGCUCACAUUGGCUAAUGGCGAUCGUAUUCCAAUGGCACCUAAUUGUAAAAUUAUAUUUGAACCACACAACAUUGACAAUGCCUCCCCAGCCACUGUAUCCCGCAAUGGCAUGGUCUUUAUGAGCUCUUCUGUUCUGGACUGGAGACCUGUCCUGAAGGCCUGGUUGAAGACCCUACCUUCUACUCAGCAUGAUGUAUUAUGGAACUGUUUCGACAGCAUCUUUCAGGAUUUAAUUAAUUUUGUGUUCACUGCUGUAUCUCCAAAGAUGCAGAUAUUGGAGUGUAUGUAUAUAAAGCAGGCAAUUGAUCUCCUCCAGGGUCUUCUUUCAGAUAAGGAGGAGAAGCAGCCCAGCCAGGAACACCUGGCUCGAUUAUUUGUCUUUGCAUUGAUGUGGUCAAUAGGUGCAUUGAUGGAACUUGAGGAUCGUAUGAAGAUGGAAAUAUUCCUCCGCAAACACUCUGCCCCUCUUGAGCUUCCUGCUGUUAAAGGAGAUGAAACCAUGUUUGAAUUUGUCAUUAGUGAUAAUGGUCAAUGGGAGCACUGGUCCAAAAGGGUUCCUGAAUAUAUUUAUCCAAAAGACUCCAUACUAGAAUACACCUCAAUCCUAGUUCCAAAUGUUGACAAUGUUCGUACAGAUUUCCUAAUGCACACCAUUAUGAAACAAGGAAAAGCUGUUUUAUUGAUAGGUGAACAGGGCACAGCAAAGACAGUUAUGAUCAAGGGCUACAUGAGUAAAUAUGACCCAGAAUUUCAUGUCACCAAGUCAUUGAACUUCUCUUCUGCAACCCUUCCCAACAUGUACCAGAGGAGUAUUGAAAGUUAUAUUGACAAAAGGAUGGGAACAACAUAUGGCCCUCCAGCAGGAAAGAAAAUGACAGUUUUUAUUGAUGAUAUCAAUAUGCCUGUGAUUAAUGAGUGGGGCGAUCAGAUAACCAACGAAAUUGUAAGGCAACUCAUGGAGCAAAAGGGCUUCUACAACCUAGAAAAACCUGGUGAAUUCACUAGUGUCGUUGACAUUCAAUUUGCGGCAGCCAUGAUUCACCCCGGAGGAGGUCGAAAUGACAUUCCCCAGCGAUUAAAGCGCCAGUUCACAGUCUUUAAUUGCACUCUACCAUCAAACUCCUCUAUUGACAAAAUAUUUAGGACUGUGGCUGAGGGUUAUUUCUGUGAAGAAAGGGGAUUUCUUCUAGAAGUGUGUAAUCUGGCAUCUGCAUUGGUCCCUACUACACGCAGAGUGUGGCAGGCAACUAAAAUUAAGAUGUUACCGACCCCAGCAAAAUUUCAUUACAUCUUUAACUUGCGGGACUUGAGCCGUAUUUGGCAGGGGAUCUUGACAGUUACAUCAGAGGUCUGUCGCAGCACUGACAUUCUUGUGGCACUUUUCCAAAAUGAAUGCACACGUGUGAUUGCAGAUAGGUUUGUUGACCAGAAAGAUAAGGACUGGUUCGAAAAUACUCUGCAUAAGAUUGCUUUAGAAGAUCAUGGACAAGAGCUGUUGCAGAGUGUAUCAAAAGAGUCCUACUUUGUAGACUUCUUACGAGAUGCACCAGAAGCUACUGGUGAUGAACCAGAUGAUGCAGAUUUUGAAGCACCUAAAAUCUAUGAGCCUGUCCCUUCAUUUGAACAACUGUCAAACAGGCUAGACAUGUUCAUGCAACAAUACAAUGAAGCAGUAAGGGGAGCAAGAAUGGAUCUGGUGUUUUUCAAGGAUGCAAUGAUCCACUUGGUAAAAAUCUCCCGCAUUAUCCGGACUCCACAAGGAAAUGCUUUGCUGGUUGGUGUUGGAGGCUCAGGGAAACAGAGCUUGACUAGGCUGGCUUCCUACAUAGCUGGAUAUCAGAGCUUUCAGAUUACUCUGUCAAGAACUUACGGAACAAAUAAUCUUCUGGAUGACCUAAAGAUUUUGUAUCGUACAGCUGGGCAAAAAGGAAAAGGAAUAACUUUCAUAUUUACGGACAACGAGAUUAAGGACGAAUCAUUUCUAGAGUACAUGAAUAAUGUGCUGGCCUCAGGAGAAGUGUCUAACCUGUUUGCAAGGGAUGAGAUUGAUGAAAUCACACAAGAUUUAAUUCCCGCUAUGAAGAAAGAAUACCCACGGCGGGCACCCACUGCUGAGAACCUGUACGAUUACUUCCUCUCUCGUGUUCGCAGUAACUUGCAUGUGGUGCUUUGCUUCUCUCCAGUUGGGGAAAAAUUCAGAACCAGAGCUCUGAAAUUCCCUGGUCUUAUUUCUGGGUGUACCAUGGACUGGUUCCAGAGGUGGCCACGAGAUGCUUUGGUUGCUGUUGCCCAUCACUUUUUGGCCUCUUACAAAAUAGAAUGUACAGAAGAAGUGAAGCAAAGUGUUGUGAACACAAUGGGUACAUUUCAGGACAUUGUGGCAGAAAAAUGUGUGGAAUAUUUCGAAAGGUUCCGACGGCAGACAUAUGUCACCCCAAAAUCUUACCUGUCUUUCAUCAGUGGCUAUAAAGCAAUAUAUGGGGAAAAAUAUGAAAAUGUAGGAAAUCUGUCCAACCGUAUGAAGACAGGUCUGGCAAAAUUAAUGGAAGCUGAAGUUUCUGUUAAUCAGUUGUCAAAAGAACUAGCAGUUAAGGAAAAAGAUUUGGCUGUUGCCUCUAAGAAGGCAGAUGAAGUUUUGCAGGAAGUGACUCUCAAAGCUCAAGCUGCUGAAAAUGUAAAGAUGCAGGUUCAAAAGGUAAAAGACAAAGCCCAAGCCAUUGUGGAUGAAAUUGCCAUUGCAAAAGCAUCUGCUGAAGAGAAACUGGAAGUGGCCAGGCCAGCCCUUGAAGAGGCCGAAGCAGCUUUGCAGACUAUUAAGCCUGGUGACAUUUCAACAGUUCGAAAACUGGGUAGACCUCCUCAUUUAAUUAUGAGGAUCAUGGACUGUUGUUUGUUGUUGUUCCAAAGAAAGAUUGAUACAGUGACGCCUGAUCCAGAGCGAAAUUGUGUGAAACCAUCCUGGGGAGAAGCCUUGAAACUAAUGAACAAUUCAGGUUUCCUUAACUCAUUGCUGGAGUUCCGCAAGGACUCCAUCACAGAGGAAAUGGUUGAACUACUGCAGCCUUACUUGGACAUGGAAGACUAUAACCUUGAAUCAGCCAAAAAAGUGUGUGGCAAUGUAGCAGGGCUCUGUUCCUGGACACAAGCCAUGGCAUAUUUCUAUGGAAUUAACAAGGAAGUUCUUCCCUUAAAGGCUAACUUGGCACUGCAGGGAGCCAGGCUUGCAGUUGCCGAAGCAGAACUAAACAAUGCACAGAGCCAACUUGAUGCCAAGCAGAGAGAGCUAGAUGAUGUGCAGGCCAUGUAUGAUGCUGCUAUGAGAGAGAAACAAACUCUUCUUGAUGAUGCAGAAGCCUGCAGGCGGAAGAUGAACAAUGCUACAGCACUGAUUGAAGGACUUGGAGGAGAAAAAAUACGAUGGACCGAAAGCAGCAAAAAUUUUCAGAAUCAGAUUAUUAGGUUGGUUGGGGAUGUUCUUUUAGCCACUGGUUUCCUAUCAUACAGUGGACCAUUUAACCAAGAGUAUAGGACUCUACUGCUGCAGCUUUGGAAGAAGGAAAUGAACCAUAAUAGGAUACCAUACAGUGAUGAUCUGAACCUUAUCUCAAUGCUUGUGGACAAUGCUACAAUUGGUGAAUGGAACCUUCAAGGACUUCCCAGUGACGACCUGUCUAUCCAGAAUGGAAUUAUUGUUACCAAAGCAUCUCGUUUUUCACUUCUUAUUGACCCACAGGGUCAAGGGAAAAUAUGGAUUAAAAAUAAAGAGAAAAAUAAUGAACUACAGGUAACAUCUCUGAAUCACAAGUAUUUUAGAACUCACCUGGAGGAUAGUUUGUCUUUGGGAAGACCUCUUAUGAUUGAAGAUGUCGGGGAGGAGCUCGAUCCAGCACUUGACAAUGUUCUUGAGAAAAACUUCAUAAAAUCUGGAUCAACAUUUAAAGUAAAGGUUGGUGAUAAGGAAGUAGACGUCAUGAAAGGAUUUACGCUAUAUAUUACAACCAAGUUGGCAAACCCAGCAUAUACACCUGAAAUUAGUGCAAAGACUGCGGUAAUUGACUUUACUGUGACAAUGAAAGGAUUGGAAGAUCAGCUCCUUGGUCGUGUCAUUCUCACAGAAAAACAGGAGUUGGAAGCAGAGCGUGUCAAGUUAAUGGAAGAAGUAACUUCAAACAAGAGGAAAAUGCAGGAACUAGAAGAUAAUCUCUUGUUCCGUCUGACCAGCACCCAGGGUUCUCUUGUAGAAGAUGAAUCUCUGAUUGAAGUCCUUAGAAUAACAAAGACCACAGCAGAGGAGGUCAGUGAGAAGCUGACAAUUGCAGCAGAAACUGAACUGAAGAUUAAUACAGCUCGUGAGGAAUAUCGUCCUGUAGCUACGCGUGGCAGCAUCCUGUACUUCCUCAUUGUGGAAAUGAGUCUGGUGAAUGUCAUGUAUCAGACAUCCCUCCGUCAAUUCUUGGGCAUCUUUGACUUGUCAAUGGAGAAAUCUGUGAAAUCCCAGCUGACAGCCAAGAGAAUUGCAAACAUUAUUGAGUAUCUUACCUUUGAGGUGUUUAAGUAUACAGCUCGAGGCCUGUAUGAAGACCACAAAUUUCUCUUCACAUUGCUAAUGGCCUUAAAAAUAGACCUACAAGCUAAGAAAAUCUCCCAUAAUGAAUUUCAGACUCUCAUCAAAGGGGGUGCCACAUUGGAUUUAAAUUCUGUGGAGCCAAAGCCCAAAAAAUGGAUACUAGACAUGACAUGGCUCAAUCUGGUACAGCUAUCAAACUUGCCUCCCUUUAAUAACCUCUUGGGGCAAGUUGCAAGAAAUGAGAAGGCAUGGAAAAUCUGGUUCGAUAAGGAAGCCCCUGAAGAAUCAUCAUUACCUGAUGGAUAUGAUAGUUUGUUGGACACUUUCAGAAAAUUGCUACUUAUUCGUAGCUGGUGCCCUGAUCGAACAAUUGCUCAGGCCCGUCAUUAUAUAGCUGAAUCUCUAGGUGUAAAAUUUGCUGAGGGUUUCGUCCUUGACAUGGAGGCCAUGUGGGCUGAAAGUGAUUGCAGAACUCCCCUGACCUGUUUCCUGUCAAUGGGAUCAGAUCCCACAGAGAACAUUGAGCGCCUAGCCAAGUCCAAGAAUGCACCUUGCCGUGCAAUCUCCAUGGGCCAGGGUCAAGAAGUUCAUGCCAGGCGCUUACUAAGUCAGUCCAUGCAAGAUGGUGGAUGGUUACUUCUUCAGAACUGCCAUUUGGGUCUUGAUUUUAUGGAUGAAUUACUGGAUACAAUAACUGUUACAGAAACUGUUCAUGAUGGGUUUCGGACAUGGAUUACCACAGAAGUUCACCCCAAGUUUCCUAUAAAUCUGCUACAAUCUUCAAUAAAAUUUACUAAUGAACCACCCCAAGGUGUGAAAGCAGGAUUAAAGAGGACAUAUUCUGGAGUGUCUCAGGAAUUACUGGAUGUAACCAAUGUACCACAGUGGAAGCCUCUGCUUUAUGCUGUUGCAUUUCUGCACACAACAGUGCAAGAGAGAAGAAAGUUUGGUCCUUUAGGUUGGAACAUUCCAUAUGAAUUUAACCAAGCAGAUUUUGCUGCCAGUAUUCAGUUUGUCCAAAACCAUUUAGAUGACGUGGGCACUAAACGUCCCGUGAACUGGAGCUGCUUGCGUUACAUGUUGGGAGAAGUUCAGUACGGUGGUCGUGUAACAGAUGAUUUGGAUAAGACAUUGUUAAACACAUUCGCUAGGGUCUGGUUUGGAGAGCACAUGUUUUCUGACAAGUUUUGCUUCUAUAAAGGCUACGGAAUCCCUAAAGGCAAAGCAAUUGAUGAAUAUCUCCAAUAUAUAGAGCUAUUGCCAUUGGUGGACACACCUGAGGUCUUUGGAUUGCAUCCUAAUGCAGAUAUAACCUACCAAACGAACAUGGCAAAUGAGACACUAAGUACAAUAGUCAAUAUUCAGCCCAAGGACAGUGGAGGAGGUGCAGGAGAGACAAGAGAGACUAUUGUGCAGCGACUAGCAGAUGAGAUGCUGGAUAAAUUACCAGAGGACUACAUCCCUCAUGAGGUUAAAGCUCGGCUGCAAAAAAUGGGUGCAAUCCAGCCAAUGAAUAUAUUCUUACGCCAGGAAAUCGAUCGCAUGCAGCGCGUGAUCAGUCGAGUCAGAAGUACGCUUACUGAUCUUAAACUGGCAAUAGAUGGUACCAUUAUUAUGUCAGAAGAUUUGCGCGAUGCCUUGGAUAACAUGUUUGAUGCCAGAAUCCCAAAGCUCUGGUAUAAGAUUUCCUGGGAUUCUGCCACCUUAGGUUUUUGGUUUACAGAACUGCUGGAAAGAAAUAUGCAGUUCAGGAGCUGGCUGUUUGAUGGGCGUCCCAAUCAGUUCUGGAUGACUGGAUUCUUUAAUCCACAGGGAUUUCUGACAGCCAUGAGACAAGAAACAACACGCAUGAAUUUAUCAAAAGGCUGGGCCUUAGACACUGUAAUUUUAUAUAAUGAUGUCACCAGAAUGAUGAAAGAAGAUGUCAAUGCCCCUCCUCCAGCUGAUAUUGGUGGAGUCUACAUAUACGGAUUGUUUCUUGAUGGUGCUGGCUGGGAUCGUAGAAACACAAAGCUUAUGGAAGCUCAGCCAAAGGUGCUGUUUACUAAUCUUCCCGUAGUUCACGUCUAUGCUGUGAGCACUAAUGGACCGGCUGAUCCAAAGAAACAGCUGACCAACCUCUACUCUUGCCCGGUUUAUAAGAAGCCACGAAGGACUGAUCUCACCUAUAUCUUCUCCCUGUAUCUGAAAACUGUGUAUGUUCCUGACCAUUGGACAAUGAGAGGCGUUGCUCUACUGUGUGAUAACAAGUAAACCAGAAGCAAUGUAAAUGGUACUGGUAGUAAUGUCUCGUAUUAAUACAUACAAUAAUAGGGGAUGUCGCUGUAUGCUUCUUAUAAGUAAUACUGUUUAUUAAGUUGGAUGUUCGUCACGAUGGCCUAAUGUAUGUAUUUUUUCUUUUUGUUCAAUAAAAGAUUUUGUUUAAGGAAAAAAAACACAAAA
Molecule: messenger RNA, 14399 nt
Organism: Rana temporaria (common frog)
Lineage: Eukaryota; Metazoa; Chordata; Amphibia; Anura; Ranidae
Product: dynein heavy chain 5, axonemal-like
Exons: 77
Coding region: 246-14210 (4654 amino acids)
Biological process (GO): microtubule-based movement
Cellular component (GO): dynein complex
Molecular function (GO): dynein light intermediate chain binding; ATP binding; minus-end-directed microtubule motor activity
Source: RefSeq, a predicted model, not a curated record